AGAGAGAGAGGGAAAAAAAAAAAAAAAGCCAACUCUUUUCAAACACACAUUCCCACCACCACACGCGCACACACAACUCCAGAAAUGGAGACUCUGAAGAGAGGCAAGACCAUCCUCGGCCUGGAAAUCAAUCUGAUUCUCUUUUAUGUCGGUGUUGCUAGUGACUGCAUAGUCUCAGUCUCUCAACCACCCUACCUUGAAGUGGCCCACACCCAAGAGGCCAUAACCAUUCAGUGUUCCUUCUCCCAUGUGGGGUGCCCUGAAGAGCAACCAAGAAGCCUGUGGUUUCGCUAUGGAGCUCACCAGCCGGAGAGCCUCUGCGUGGACGGAUGCACCAGCGAUGCGGGCAAGUUCACAGUGAAGGAAGCCCUGACACAAAAUCAGGUUUCCCUCACUGUGAACAGGGUGACUCUCAACGACAGUGCGAUCUACAUCUGCGGAAUAGCCCUUCCCCUUUCAAAGCAUCCAGGAGCCAAGCGGACUGGAGAAGGGACCGUGCUGGUGGUAAGAGAGAUGAAGGGACUCCACAGUCUCCUGAUAGCUGUUCUCUCACUGCUCUCUAUCUACAUUACCGUUCUUCUUGGGAUCUUCGUGGUCCUCUCCAAAUCAAAAUUUGACUCUCUAAGAAACAAAGAAACAGAAGACUCACCAAAGAAGAAGAGUGCUCGGCCUAUUUUUCAGGAAACUGCUCAAGACCUAUAUAAUAAGGGACCCGUGGAAACAAGACCACAAUCUGAGAAAGGCAACACUUAUGAAUAAAGAAGAACACUUUCCAACUAUGAAAAACCAUAGAAAUGUUUCAGUUUUCAAUUAAAAUCCAAAUCCAGAA
Messenger RNA from Hyaena hyaena (striped hyena), 829 nucleotides. RefSeq names its product immunoglobulin superfamily member 6 (gene IGSF6). The record is from RefSeq and is a predicted model, not a curated record. Lineage: Eukaryota; Metazoa; Chordata; Mammalia; Carnivora; Hyaenidae. The transcript is spliced from 6 exons.